ACAACAGCGCCAAAAAUACAAUGGCUGAAAUAAAGAUUUUUCUACCGUGGAACUCGACAUUUUGCGUGCAUAAUACGUUAACGAGGCAAAACACGCUAGUUCUUUCCUUAUCCAAAGGUGUCGCCCCCGAGGAGUGUUCCCCCCAAAGCGAUCUGAACUUUAUUUUGAAAAGCCACUCGACUUCCGCCUUUAUUGUGGACUAGCUGACGUCUCUUUCGGCGCCAGCCAGAGCUCGGUCGACUCGCAGAGGCAGCGGGAUGCGGCGGGGUGCAGCCCAGCGAGCGGCGACAGUCCUCCCGUCCCACGACCACCCCGAUGGGCGUUUUUGUCGUGCUUUUGUCGCCCUCGACGCUCGGAUCUCACCGGAAGCGGCGAAAUGAAGCGGAUGAAUCCACGCUGGAAGUCGACCCCGAUGUGGCCGUCGGGAGUGGGCAGCCGGCAGCCUUGCCCGCGGGAGUCGGCGCUGCGCAGGGCGGCCAUCAGCGGCAACGUCCUGGCCCUGCCGCCGCACCACGUUCCCAGCGGCCGCAGCGUCCGCGUCUUCAUCUGCGCCAAUCCCGACGACACAGAGGCAGAAAGGAACGCACUGAAAGAGCACGUCUACCCCAAACUACGGGACUUCUGCAGGGAGAACUACGGCAUUGAAUUCCAGGUGGUGGACCUCUACUGGGGCGUGGACCCAGAGGAGUGGGACAGUCCGGAGCUGCAGCGGCUCAGGAUGAAGCUUCUGGAGGAAUGUCUGAAGACGUCAGCGGGACCGUGCUUUGUUGGUUUGGUGGGAGAGAAGUACGGCAGCAUUCGAGUGCCAGGAGAAGUGGAAUCGGCAGAGUUUGAGAUGAUCUUGGACGCAGCAGUGGAAGCAGGGCUGGACACGCGCAUCUUGGACGAGUGGUACUGCAGGGAUGAAAACUCUGUGCCGCCCGCAUACUACCUCAAACCCAAAGCCCAAAUGCUGAAGAACUACCAGAACUCAAUGGAGUCCAGCAGUGCAGCCAAAACCAAGAACGACAAGGCCUGGAGGAAAGUGUCGGAGGAGAUCAAGCGUAUCUUCCGUACGGCGGUUCUGCAGCUUCAAGAAAAGGGGACAAUGCCGAGCACUCAGGCCAAGAAAUUCCUUUGCUCCGCCUUGGAAGACGAAUUAGACUUUGCCCUCGGAAAACAAACUCCCGCCUUUCUCAGGAAAUGCGUUUGCUACAUCCGCAAGAUUUCAAACUUUGACCGCUUCGCAAAACUCCCCGAGAUGACCCGCUACAUGGACAUUGUGGUGAGCAGCGACCGCAUCAUGCGCAACCAGGAAGCAUACGAGCGCUUGCUGAAGGUGCGCGACGAGUUCAUACCAACGGUGGUGGCCGCGUCCAACCUCCGUGUUUACUCCUCGGUCACGCACUGUGACAUGAAGCUCGGCUACUCCCAGGAAGUGGAGAGCCAGUAUGUGGAGGGACUAUGUAAGCAAUUCUAUGAGGACAUGGUGGAUAUAAUUCAGGCCACAGUCCAGCAGAACUUUGACACAGAGUCUGACCCGCUGUAUGAUGAGAUCUUGCAGCACCUGUCCCUUUGUAAAACCUACUCAGCGCUGCAUGAGUACAAGACCGAGUCCUUGGAUUACGUGCAGGAGUACCUUUUGCCAUCUAAGGGGGGUAGGAUGAGUCCGCUCGUCGUGCAUGGUGGGCCCUGCACGGGGAAGACAUUGCUACUUGCUGAAGUGGCCAAACAGGCCUACGCGUGGCUGCAAAAAGAGACGGGCCCCGAAACAGAUCCCGUGGUUAUUGUCCGUUUCAUCGGUUCCAGUCAACCUUCCACAGACUUGCGCACCCUUCUCCAGAGCAUCUGCGAACAGAUUGCAAUAAACUACCGCUGCUUGAUUCACUUUUUGCCUAACAAAAUCCAGGAAAUGAGGGAGCUCCUAAUCAACCUGCUGGGAGAAUCCUCCUUUCACAGGCCCUUAGUCAUCAUCCUGGAUGCCCUGGAGCAGCUGUCAGAUGCCGAUGAAGCGCGCAAGCUGUGGUGGCUCCCAAUACAACUCCCUCGGACAGUCCGCAUUGUCGUGUCAACAUUGCCCAAUAAACACGGAAUCUUGCAGAAGCUCCGACACGCUGUUCACGAUGAGGACAAUUACGUGGAGUUAGUACAGAGGGACCGCAAGGUCUGCAGCCAGACGUUAAAGCAGCAGUUACUUGGCGUCAAGCGAAAGGUCACCUCGGGUCAACAAAUCUACGUCAACGAGGCUCUGGCAAAGUGUACGUUGCCGAUGUUUGUUAAUUUAAUCUACAGAGAGGUGGUGCACUGGAGGUCUCACAAGGAUGUGGAUGAGAAAUCCCUGUGCUCCACGGUACACGAAAGCAUAGAACAGUUAUUCUAUUCGGUCGAGAACAAGUUGGGCCAACGAUUUGUCUUUCGAGCGUUGGGGUAUAUCACCAUGGCCAAAGCGGGGUUAACUGAGAUUGAGCUGGAGGACAUUCUUUCCCUGGACAACAUCGUCCUCGGUGACGUUAUUGUGGUAUCGUACCUCAAAAAUCCCUUAAGAAUUUCUUGUGACUUGGUAGCACGGCUCAAGGAAGAGCUGGAAGGUUACCUGGUGGAACGCCAGGUGCAUAACGUCACCCUGAUGGUCUGGGCCAACAGGCAUCUGCAUCUCAUUGCCCAGAAGCUGUACCUGAGCAACGAGGAAGACGUCCAUCAAAUGCACAGCCUUCUGGCAGAGUACUUCCUGGGGGCGUGGUCAGGGGGCCGUAAGAAGAUCUUCACUUAUGACAACAAUCAUUUCACGUCCCAAAACAUAUCGCACCACAAAAAUCCCCACCAUCAACAAUCCCAUGAGAAAACCUCAUCUGACAAGUACUCAUAUGACAGGCAAACCCCGGAGCAGCCUUGGGUCUUCCAGUGCAACCUUCUGGAGCCCGACAUUUUCUUUGUCAACCACAGGAAGAUGACAGAGCUGGUGUUCCACCUCACGAGAAGUGGCCGUACCGAUGACCUCAUGUUUGGCGUCAUCAUGAACUUCAGCUGGCUGUACACAAUGAUCAAGAUCGGACAGUUUGAAAAGGCUUUAAAUGACAUCGAAUUGGCCUACAGCUACACCCAAGAAAAAGAGCUGAAGUUUCUAUCCACCACACUCCGCAGCAUCAAGGUCAAGGUGUUGAAAAACCCGGCAUCGCUUUCUGCAGAACUGCAGCAAAGGCUGCUGCCAGUGGUCACCUCCCUGCCAAAACUUAGACAUCUCCUCCUGGAGUGCGACAAGGACGGCCCCAAGUACUGCUCCAUUGUGCCUCUUCACUCCUCAAUGGAUGUCACCUACAGUCCAGAGAGACUGCCUUUGAGUUCUAGUUACAUGCAUAUCGUGGAGAUCUUGCCCACGCUAGCACCGAACAUCGUCCUCGUCGCCCUGGAAGAUGGCUCGGUCAGCACGUGGGACGUCGAGAGCAGACAAUUGCUACGGCAGAUCGACACGGCGAGAUCGGUCGUGCUGGGAAUCAGGCUGACCGCCGACGAGAAAUAUUUAGUUGUGGCCACCACUAAAAACACGCUCCUGAUCUACGAUAAUCAUAAAUCCUGCCUUUUGUCGGAGGUUGAAAUCAAGGGCUCCAAACACGCUGGCGUCACCGGUGGGGUGGCCUUUAUCAACGGCUUUACUCUGUCAACUCACCACGCUUUAGCCUGGCUCGAGGCCAGUAAAGACGUCAACGUCAUUGACCUACUUUACGGCUGGCCUCUCUAUCAGUUCCAUUGCUGGUACGAGGUGACUUGCGUCCAGUGCUCACCAGAUGGAAUGUAUGCCUUCUGUGGACAGUACCUCAACACCGCAUCCAUCUUUCAUUUGGGGAAUGGCGACAAGUUGGCCACCGUGACCUCGGAGUUUUCGGGGGGCUUUGUCAAAUCCAUUCUCGUCCUCGACACGAUCAACCAAAUGGUGAUGAUCGACAACGAGGGGAGUCUGUCCGUAUGGAACACCAAAGAGAUCACCAACCCGCGUCUGAUGGAGGACUACGACUGCAGAGGUGAUGACAGCGAAGUGGUGAGCAUCGAGCUUUCGGAAGACCAGCGCUCAAUUCUGCUUUGCAAGGCCAGAAGCAUUGAGGUUCUCGAUACGAAGGUAUGGAAAAUGGUGGAGAAGUUCAAAGCAAAACGGAGUGAGCGUUUUGUAGCCGCGGUUCUUUCCAAGAAUGGGCAAAGUAUCGUGGCCUCCAUGGAGAACACCUCUUCCAUCUUUGUGUGGAGGAGGGACAGCGGGCAAUGCAUGGCAAGCCUGAUCGAGAUUUCGGGGGCCAUCGUCAAACUCAUCAAGUCGGUCCACCACAACCUGCUACUUUCUGUUGCCAGCAGCGGAGUGCUGUCCGUCUGGGACAUCGACAUCAUCACCGCAAUGUCCAAUAUCGACAAAACGGGCAAGAAGAUCCAGACGUUGCAGCUGUCUGGCAGAGAGGAUUACGUGUUUACCAUGGAUGGUUCUGAAGCAGUCCACAAGUGGAACUUCAGCACCGGAUUUAUCGAAACGGUCUUCAAGCACGAGGGCACAGUGGAGAACUGUGUGCUAACCUCCUCGGGGGAUCUAAUGGUAACGUCCGACGACAAGUGCAGUCAGUACAUCUGGCAAACCAACAGCGGCGAGAACAUUUUUCGCAUCAACGGACAGCGAAUAUGCCAGCUGCUGAUCACCCACAACGACCAGUUUGUCGUUUCGCUCUGCGAACAAAACGCCUCGAGAGUCUGGAGACUGGCCACCGGACACAAAGUGUGCAACAUCUUAGUCACCCUCCAGAACGCUCUGAUCACCACAGCCAACACGUUUCUGGUGGGCAUCUCCAAAAACAAGCUCCUGGCCGUCAGCUUGUGGUCGGGCAGCGUGUCCAAGAAGUUUGUGUGCGACGACGGCAUCACCAUUGUCAACUUCAAACUCAUUCCCGACUGCCCUGACUGCGUCGUUUUCAUCACAUCCACAGAGACGGUCUUCAUCUGGAGCGUGGCAGACGAGGCCGUCUGCAGGCGCGUCCAGCUGCCAGCCAACUUCCUGAAAAAUCUCGAGGACUUCCAGAUCUCGCCCAACGGCAAGCAAGGAAUUGUGUCCAAAGGUGACGAGAACAUCAACGUGCUGGACCUCCACAGCGGGAAGCUGAGGCUCGUCCAUGCCGCCGGCAUCAUCUGGCGUCAGAAAUUAUCACGGGACGGCCGUUACCUCGUAGAGCCCUCAACAUCAUCAUUGGCUUUGAGGACGGCAGCAUUGGCACAUACACCGUGGUGGACCGCGUGGACGCCGCGCUCAAGAUCAAGAUCGCCACGUCCAACAGCCGACAGAUUGUCAACAACGCUUCGCAGAAGGUCCGUCCCAAAUGCGGCAAUCAUUCCUUCAAGACCAUCGCCGACUGCAUUUGGAGGGAAUCGACGGAGGUUUUCUCCAGGGACAGCCCGAUCAAUGUGUCUGACUCCGGCGAAGGUGAGUCGACUACGCCGACAAAAAAGACGGAGCUGCUGCAGUGAAAAAAAAAAAGAAAAACAAAAAACCAGGAAGAGCGGAGAUGUGUGACGAGGUUUCGACUCUCCGGAGGGUUGUAGUUGACUCUUGUUUACAGCCACGUGAUUCAGCUGCAAAUGUCAGGCGUCUGACUAUCUAUCCUAUCUAGUCGUCGUACUGUUUUUCGUUUGUUUUCCAUUCUUACGCUCGGAAUCAUCAACACAAGACGGGAAGAAAUUCAAUGAGAUGCGAGUUCGGCCAUUCUGUGUCCUUUUAGCAUUUGAAGAACAAAUGAUUUCAGUGUCUUUGCGACGGAACACCGUCAAAGCCAUUCUGCUCAUCUCUGCCGCUCUUAUUGUCCAAUGGGUUAAUUUGCGGACAUUAUGCCAUUGCGUUCUACAGCAAGAGAACAUUUUUAUUUUCUUUACAUCCGUUGGCACACACACACACACAC
Hippocampus comes (tiger tail seahorse) is the source of this 5900-nucleotide messenger RNA. RefSeq names its product NACHT and WD repeat domain containing 2 (gene nwd2). Lineage: Eukaryota; Metazoa; Chordata; Actinopteri; Syngnathiformes; Syngnathidae. The transcript is spliced from 9 exons. Gene Ontology annotation, molecular function: protein binding. The coding region runs from base 377 to 5518 and encodes 1713 amino acids. The record is from RefSeq and is a predicted model, not a curated record.